AUGAGAAUGAAUUCUGUGUUAGACAAUUUCAGCGAGAGUUUCAGCAGAAAGGAAAGAGAAUUUUCUCAAGCCAAUGCAUCAACUCAAAGAGGGGCUUUACUCAGUUGUUCUACUAUAACCCAAGUGAGGAUGAUCCCUCUAGCUGGUGCUUAUAAAUUAAAUGUGGAUGGGGCUAUCUUCAAAGAGGAUAAAGCUAUUGGCGUUGGUGGUGUUCUCCGGGACCAUAAUGGGGAUGUUUUCAUGGCAUUUUCUGAGAGGAUUCAAGGAGGUUUUGAGCCUAUUAUUGCUGAGUCCUUGGCAGUUUUUCGGGGGCUGCAAAUAUGUGGUUAUUUUGGCAUUCGGGAUGUUGUGAUGGAGUCUGACUCAACCAUUCUAAUGGCAAUUAAUUCAUGA
Tripterygium wilfordii is the source of this 393-nucleotide messenger RNA. RefSeq lists its product as uncharacterized. The transcript has 2 exons. NCBI's taxonomy places the organism in Eukaryota, Viridiplantae, Streptophyta, Magnoliopsida, Celastrales, Celastraceae. Gene Ontology annotation, molecular function: RNA-DNA hybrid ribonuclease activity; nucleic acid binding. Bases 1 to 393 code for a protein of 130 amino acids. The record is from RefSeq and is a predicted model, not a curated record.